AGGACCCAUCCUCUCUGCUCCCGCCGGGGUAUUGGAGAGAAUAGGAGACCCCUUCUCUGUCCAGGAUGUGGGGGAUCAGAAGCAAAUCAAGGGAGUGCAUUUCCGUGCACAUUGGCCAAGCCGGCCUUCAGAUUGGCAAUGCAUGCUGGGAACUCUUCUGCCUGGAGCAUGGCAUCCAACCGGACGGGAUUCUUUCGGAUCAGUCGAAGGUGGGCAGCUCCGCCGACUCCUUUACUACGUUCUUCAGCGAGAGCAGCAAUGGGAAGCAUGUCCCCCGGGCCAUUCUGGUGGAUUUAGAGACCACAGUGGCAGAUGAGAUCCGGGUUGGCGAAUACCGACACCUGUUUCACCCGGAACAUUUUAUCACAAGCAAGGAGGAUGCGGCCAAUAAUUACGCCCGAGGACACUACACUAUUGGCAAGGAAAUCAUCGACCUUGUGCUGGAUCAGAUACGAAAGCAGACCGAUGCCUGUUCCAGCCUGCAGGGCUUCCUUGUCUUUCACAGUUUCGGAGGCGGAACCGGUUCCGGCUUCACCUCUCUCCUUAUGGAACGGCUGUCCCUGGAUUAUGGAAAAAAGUCCAAGCUGGAGUUUGCCAUCUACCCAGCACCUCGUAUCUCCACGGCAGUGGUGGAACCCUACAACUCCAUCCUGACGACGCACACUACUCUAGAACAUUCAGACUGUGCCUUCAUGGUGGACAACGAGGCCAUUUAUGACCUGUGCCAUCGAAACCUGGACAUUGAGCGCCCCACCUAUAUGGCGCUGAACAGGCUCAUCAGCCAGAUUGUCUCCUCCAUCACGGCCUCCUUGAGGUUUGAUGGUGCCCUCAACGUAGACCUGACGGAGUUCCAAACCAACUUGGUUCCUUACCCGCGCAUUCACUUUCCUCUGGUCACCUACGCCCCUAUCAUCUCGGCAAACAAGGCCUACCAUGAGCAGCUGUCUGUGGCGGAUAUCACCAACGCUUGUUUCGAGCCAUGUAAUCAGAUGGUGAAGUGUGACCCCCGUCACGGGAAGUACAUGGCCUGCUGUAUGCUUUAUCGCGGUGACGUGGUUCCCAAAGAUGUUAACGUGGCCAUUGCCUCUAUAAAGACCAAGAGAACCAUUCAGUUUGUGGAUUGGUGUCCUACUGGAUUCAAGGUGGGCAUCAAUUACCAGCCCCCCACCGUGGUGCCGGGAGGGGAUCUGGCCAAGGUUCAGCGUGCUGUCUGUAUGCUCAGUAACACCACCGUCAUCGCUGAGGCCUGGGCGCGGCUGGAUCACAAGUUUGACUUAAUGUUCGCCAAGCGCGCCUUUGUACACUGGUACGUGGGCGAGGGCAUGGAGGAGGGGGAGUUUUCCGAGGCCCGGGAGGACUUAGCAGCCCUGGAGAAAGAUUAUGAGGAGGUGGGAAUUGACUCGUUCGAGGAGGAAAACGAAGGAGAAGAAUAUUGAGAACCUGGGACUUUCACACUGGGACUUUAUCUUAAAUAAAAAUACCUCAACUGAC
Xenopus tropicalis (tropical clawed frog) is the source of this 1491-nucleotide messenger RNA. RefSeq names its product tubulin alpha 8 (gene tuba8). Lineage: Eukaryota; Metazoa; Chordata; Amphibia; Anura; Pipidae. The record is from RefSeq and is marked provisional. The coding region runs from base 66 to 1436 and encodes 456 amino acids. Gene Ontology annotation, molecular function: structural constituent of cytoskeleton; GTP binding. The transcript is spliced from 5 exons. Gene Ontology annotation, biological process: microtubule-based process. Gene Ontology annotation, cellular component: cytoskeleton; microtubule.